AUGAUGACGCCUAUCCUUGCCCCAUGUAUUCAAACUGAUUUUAAAAGUCAUGCUUUACUGAACUAAUAAACAGCAAAAAUUCCUGAGCCAUAAAGGAUCUUGCUACAAGAGACUAGUCUUUUGAGUAAGAGUGAAAGGCCUGAAAUAGAAAAUGUGACUCACGUGUCUCUUACAAAAGAGUCUAAUGAGCUCUUGGCCGAUGAAGAGGCAACUUAUAAAGAAGGCAGAUGGACAAAGGAGGAACACCUCAGAUUUGUGUCAGCACUUGAAAAGUAUGGAAGUAACUGGAUUAAAGUCUAGAAUGCGGUUAAGACCAGGUCUGCUGCUUAGAUACGCUCUCAUGCUUAGAAAUACAAACUUAAGAUGGCAUAUAUUGAGAGUUAGAGCAAACUACGUAGUAUAGCACAAAGAGAUAACUUCAUGUUUAAGAUUUUAAAGUCCAAGAAAAGAACGCUCCGUCUGAAAAUGCAUACCAAGUUAUUUGAGGUCAGAAAGUUUAAUAAGAAAUGUGCUCUUAAAGUCAAUAAUGACUCAAGUUCGACCACAUCUUCAGAUUCAAUGGUUGAAGUUAAUCAUUAACGAUUAAAUAAAGUACUAUUUACUACUAAAAGUAUUGUGCCGACUAAUUAAAAUUAAACUCAGAUAAUUACAAAAAAACUUGAUUACAGUUAAACUAAAAAGAUCUUUGAGAUCACUCAAGAACCCCGUGUUGCAGUGGAAAUUACACCAUUAUAACAGGUAGCCUAAAUUGUGCCAGCUUCACUCUAAACACACCAACCUCUACAAUAGAUAGGACUAAAUAGCAUAGAUUGCGCAAACUCAUCAACAUCAUGUGAAGAGGGUGCCCAUUCGUGUUAUUCAAAGUAAUUUUAACCGACAAUUUUGAUUCAAGAUGAUAUCCAACAAAACAUCACUAAGACGAUGAUAUACGAAGACUUUACCAAACGAGAAUUGUAUUGUUAAGUGUAUAAAUAAUGA
This is a messenger RNA of Stylonychia lemnae, 978 nucleotides long. The record is from the annotation of a GenBank genome assembly. NCBI's taxonomy places the organism in Eukaryota, Ciliophora, Spirotrichea, Sporadotrichida, Oxytrichidae.